UCCACCCAGUGAACAAUGGCCAGGUGUCUCUGUUAUAGCACUGGCGAUGUGUAAAAAGCCUAAAGUUACAAUGACAGAAGAAACAGGCGAUUGUAUUUAUCACAUUCAAAAUGCAGACACAUCGUCAAUUAUCUCGUAUGUUGUUGUUGAGUUGUCCCUCUGAUCACAGCCUACUGCUAGGGUGGAAGCUCGCCUUCACAAUUUUAACAAACCAGUUACCUUAUCGUGUACCGACCAUCACAACCCUUGCGGUCUCGACGGAGAGGGCUCUCCGUAGCGUUUGACGGACGACCAUAAAUUAGCCUUUACUGUCAGUGUAUUUUUAGUCAAAUUUGAACCAAACGCGCUGCUAACAGUGUUCCCUGGUCAGGAUGUAAGGCCCGAGCUGUCCGUGAAGGAGGCGCUGUGUUGGCUAUCUGCUGACCAAUAGGAAAGGCUGAAUGUGCGGUCACGGGCAACGUGUGGCGUGACUGUUCGCGUGAACACCGAGAGUAUGGAGGGGACACAGACACAGAUACAGGUUCUGGAAGCCUGGCUGACUGAAACGGGCACUAAGUUGACUCAGGUGAAUGGCCAGAGGAAGUACGGAGGACCCCCUGAGGUGUGGGACGGGCCGCCCCCAGGAUCCCAAUGUGAGGUUUACAUCAGCCAGAUCCCGCUGAACACCUACGAGGACGUGCUGAUCCCCCUGUUCCGCUCCGUAGGGCCCCUCUGGGAGUUCCGCCUCAUGAUGAACUUCAGCGGACAGAACCGUGGCUUCGCCUACGCCAAGUACAGCUCACCAUAUGUAGUUCGCGCUGCUGUCCGCCUGCUGAACGGUCACAAGCUGGAGUCCGGCUUCUGCCUCAGUGUGCGCUGCAGCACAGAGAAGAGAGACCUCUGCAUUGGACAGCUGCCCGCGAGCACCGAGCCGGACCAGCUGCUGCAGAUACUGCGUGUUGUGGUGGAGGGGGUGGAGAGGAUCUCUCUGCAGGCGGGGCUUGGUAUAGAGGGGGUGUCUGCUGUAGUCACCUUCUCAUCCCACUAUGCUGCUUCUAUGGCCAAGAGGGUGCUGGUGGAAGAAUUCAAGAAUCGAUUUAUGUUGUCCAUCACCGUUACAUGGCAGUCUACAAUGAAGUCGAUCACUGAAGUGCCCCCCCCUUCACACAAAUUCUCUAAAAGGCUGACCCCCCUGAAAUGGCCACGCCACGUCCUUAGAUCUCCACAGUCCUCCCCCAUGCCUCCCCGUCUGGACUGCCCUCCAUCCAGGGAUUCCAUGGGAUUCUACAGAGCAGUAGGACGACCCGCUGUCCCCCAGAAACCACCCUCUCCCAGCUCCUCCCUGCAGGGUCACCUCCAGUCCAUGGGGUCCAUCCAAUCCCCCAUGGCGCUACUGCAUGAGCUUUGUGAGGCGCUCUGUGUCGGGGAGCCGCACAUUGACCUGCGGUUCAGCCAUGCGGGGGCCGAGGGCUUCCUGUACUUCUUUUAUGAUGUGUCCCUGGGCGGGAUAACCUCCGCCUUCAAAGGGCUGGUCAUGGUCUUACCGGGACACAAUCCCAACGCCACGCUGGAGGAGGCCACGCUGGAGGAGGCUCAGCAGACCGCCGCUCUACAGGUUCUGCAGAAGUUCUGACAGACCACCCUCCUCCUGAAGCACUGUUCGCCUUGUUAAUGUUGUUUACAGACAGAUGUUCAAUAUUUUAUCUGUGUUUAUCUGCAUUGCUUUUAUUACAGUUCACUUGUUUGUCUUUGAACUGCUGUUAUGUUUUGAUUGCAUGUUUUUUAUCUGUUUUCCUGUUUAUUGGUUCCUCAUUUUCAAUAAAUGAGAGAAAGGAAAAUGUGAGGGUGGUGUUAAUGAGUGACUUAGGUUAAAUCUUUAGAACUACCACUUAUUAAAGCAACUUCCUGUUGAGAAUCCGCACAAAGUGGAUAUUCUCAAAAGGGUUUAAUUAAUCCUGGCUAACAUAAUCCUAGUCAUUCCUAGGUCUAGUUAUCUUGAUUCGAUGUGUGUUCUUACUUUGCAAAAUGUUGAGACUUUUGAUUGGUCCCUGGGCCUUUGAGUCCAUGUCUACACGUCCUCCCUGGAUGAAGCCCAGCACAGUCCCGUCCUGCUGCGCUCUGGUCCCCGAUAUGAAGCUUCAGGGGACGU
Molecule: messenger RNA, 2128 nt
Organism: Eleginops maclovinus (Patagonian blennie)
Lineage: Eukaryota; Metazoa; Chordata; Actinopteri; Perciformes; Eleginopidae
Gene: dnd1
Product: DND microRNA-mediated repression inhibitor 1
Exons: 5
Coding region: 494-1612 (372 amino acids)
Biological process (GO): mRNA stabilization; negative regulation of miRNA-mediated gene silencing
Cellular component (GO): cytoplasm; nucleus
Molecular function (GO): mRNA binding
Source: RefSeq, a predicted model, not a curated record